AUGUCGUCUGUUCUUACUUCACACUCCGCUGGAGUCGCUACACUCGAUAAGGGAUCGACCCCAGGGUAUCGGCCUUUCAAGGAACGAUACGAUCUUAGCGGACUCGUCCAAGACAUUAAGGAACACUUGGGAACCUCUGGAGGAAUUUCUUCUGAACAAGUUGACGAGAAUUACUUGAAAUCCCUACUGGAGAAAUACAUCUCAGAUCCUAGCGACUGGAUCGAGUACUUCCACAAUGAUACAAGCAAGAACUACACGCGCAAUGCGAUUGAGAACAUUAAUCACAAGGCAAACAUUCUCUUGUUGGUGUGGAAUCCUCAAAAGGGCUCCCCAAUCCAUGACCACGCCAAUGCCCACUGCAUCAUGAAAGUUCUAGCUGGAGAGCUUCAUGAGACAGUAUAUCAUACUCCCGAUAGCGAGUCUGGCGAAAGCAAACCUCUGACUGUCAAGCAUGCCAACACCUUUGGUAUGAAUGAGGUGACCUAUAUCUCCGAUGACAUCGGGCUUCAUCGUGUUCACAAUCCAAACCCCAGCCAGAUUGCUGUCUCUCUGCACCUUUACACCCCUCCAAAUGCGGCCGAUUACGGGUAUAACAUCUUUGAUGAGACCACAGGGUCUGCGAGCCAUGUAUCGCAGGCCCAUUCACGGCCAACUCUCCAGGGAAAAUGA
Messenger RNA from Penicillium macrosclerotiorum, 669 nucleotides. RefSeq lists its product as uncharacterized. NCBI's taxonomy places the organism in Eukaryota, Fungi, Ascomycota, Eurotiomycetes, Eurotiales, Aspergillaceae. Gene Ontology annotation, biological process: L-cysteine catabolic process. The transcript has 3 exons. The coding region runs from base 1 to 669 and encodes 222 amino acids. The record is from RefSeq and is a predicted model, not a curated record. Gene Ontology annotation, molecular function: cysteine dioxygenase activity; ferrous iron binding.